Messenger RNA from Durusdinium trenchii, 753 nucleotides. NCBI's taxonomy places the organism in Eukaryota, Dinophyceae, Suessiales, Symbiodiniaceae. The record is from the annotation of a GenBank genome assembly.
AUGGCGAAGCCUAAGGAGGAUGGAUUUCCGGAGAUGUCCAAGACCAAGGACGCCGAUGGACAGGAAGUGGCCGCGCAACCGUUGAAAUUCACCUGGUUGAUCCACGGAGAGUUCUCGGAAGAGCUGGAGCUCAGGUACUUUCCCUUUGACACCCAAGACCUAAGCCUCACCUUGCGCUUCGGACAGCCUUGUCGAGAAGACAAGGCGCAAGUGCGCUUCAUUAACAGCCCCAGGUCCAAGGUCUUCCUCAACGUCUUCACCUUGAAGAAUGCAUCGACCGAACCACAGGAGAUCCAUGUCGACUUCUGGUUCACUAAGCUGCAAUACCAGGCAGAUGACCAAUUCCCACUGAUUCAGAUUCACUGCAAUGUUGGGCGCAAACCAAGGUAUUACUUAGUGAACGUGGCGUUGCCGGUCUUCUCCAUCGUCAUGGCCAGUGGCUCAUCCAUGACGGUUGAUCCGCGAACCGACAUGAGCGGACGGCUGGGAGCGACCCUAACGUUGGUUCUGACUGCAGUGGCUUACAAGUACCUCGUGGCACAGAUGGUGCCUGCGAUUAGCUACAACACGUUGCUGGAUCACUACGUCCUCUGGUGCUGGCUCUUCUUGCUACUGAUGGUCCUGGAGAAUUGUAUGGGUAUGUUGAAGUGGUGGUACGAUGAUGAGGUUGUGAUCGGAAUCAUGCUGUGCUGCUCGCCUGAGACUCGUUCAGCGCGGCGCUCGACGGCUAGGCCCUCAUCUAAGAGCAUGUAA